This is a messenger RNA of Podospora anserina S mat+, 1962 nucleotides long. RefSeq lists its product as uncharacterized. The record is from RefSeq and is a predicted model, not a curated record. Gene Ontology annotation, cellular component: cohesin complex; synaptonemal complex. Lineage: Eukaryota; Fungi; Ascomycota; Sordariomycetes; Sordariales; Podosporaceae. Gene Ontology annotation, biological process: mitotic sister chromatid cohesion; synaptonemal complex assembly; replication-born double-strand break repair via sister chromatid exchange. The transcript is spliced from 2 exons. Gene Ontology annotation, molecular function: chromatin binding; protein binding. The annotation marks the transcript as partial.
ACCACCUCACUUGCUCCCGGUACUCCCGUCGCCGCCAUGUUCUGGUCGGGCACGCUUCUCAGCGCCACCGGCCCCUUGGCCAAGGCAUGGCUAUCUGCCAACCAGGAGCGCAAGGUGUCGAAAGUCCAGAUUUUGCAGCACAAUCUCCAGGACAGUGUCGACGCCAUUAUCGCUCCCAACGAUGCCCCCUUAGCUCUCCGUCUCUCCGGCCAGCUCCUGCUAGGUGUCGUUCGCAUCUACAGCCGCAAGGCCCGCUACCUGCUCGACGACUGCAAUGAAGCUCUUGUCAAGAUCAAAAUGGCUUUCCGUUCGACUGGCAAUCAUGAUAUUCCCACAAACUUGCACAUUCAGAACAAGGAAGCUCUAAUGUUGCCUGAUAAAAUCACAAUGUACGACAACCUCGAUUUGCUCCCACCACCAAGCUCGGAUUUCCUCCUGUCACAACUGGAUGCGAUCACUGCGACGCCCUCUAUGGCCCGCAAGGCUCGUGCGCUGAACCGAGAUACAUAUUUGCAAGAGGAUUUCAACAAUAGCCAGUUCCUUCAAAAUACAUAUCAGGAUGAGGACGAGGAAAUGGGACUCGGUAAUUUCGAUGACGAUCUUGGUCUGAAACUGGAUUUUGGUGAGGAUAUUGUUGAAGGAUCAAGGCUGGACCGGAGCGUGGAAAUGGGCAGAGAUGCGCCUCCCGUCCGGUCUGUUGAGGACGACAUGCUCAGCGAGAUGGACUUCGACCUGGGCAAGGACAGAAACGAGCGUGCCGUCUCCCUGGAAGGACUUGACUUUGGCGAUGGCGUUCACAUCAUGGAUGAUGAGGGCGAUAUCGCCAUGCCAGACGAUGUCACGCUCAAUGUUGGUGAUGCGUCUGCGAUGCCCGCAGCUGCUGGCCCCGAUAUGAGCCGCGCCCGCAUCUCGGAGUCCCCGCUGUCCGACAUUGAUGAGGAGUUUGCCAAGGAGGUUGAGAUGGAGUACAGCCGCCACAUGACUACCGAUCUGUACGAGCCUAGUGACGAGCCAACCGCCACCAUUGCCAACGCCCCUCAGCGCCAGAAGAAGAGAAAGCUACUCCAACCUGAUGAGCAAACUGUUCUGUCUACUCAACAGAUCAGGGAACAGCAGGCGAAGCGCGACAACAUCUUGAAGCCACAGUCCUUCCUCACUCACGACCCGUACAUCACUGGUCUUGAGGACCUCCACAAAAAUGGUGGCUUUAUUCAGAACAUUUUGUUUGAGGGCCGCAGUGAUGGGUGGGCUCCCGAGCUGAAGGGUCUCUUGUCCCUUGGCUCGAUUCGGCCAAAUGAGCUCAAGCGGAAGCGCGAUAGCGGCGUUGCCGACAUGGAGACGGACGAAGAGCAAAACAGGUCCAAGUCUCCCCGUCUUGAACUUCCCGCCGACGAGAGCGUUUUCAACAUGGACGGGACCGUUAUUGGCAACCAGUCCAUCGCUGCCGAUGGCACAGUUCUCGAUAUUCCCGCUGAUGAGACUGCUGUGCUGCAGCACGACGAAGAGGGGGAGAGGCGCCACGAGGCCUCUAGCCCGAUGCCCAACUUUGAUGAGACCAGCGUUCCCAUCGUUCACCCCGCUGACAGCGGGCCCGUAUCGAUUGGCACCAAGCAUGCUGUCCAUAUCCUGCGCGACCUCUUCGGUGCUGAGGCCGAAACCAAUGCUGAAGUCCGCAAGAAGAAUGCCGUUGUCUUCCAGGAACUCCUGCCAGAAGGAAGGACAAGCAAGGCCGAUGCCACCAAGAUGUUCUUUGAGUGCCUUGUCCUUGCCACCAAGGAUGCCAUCAAGGUCGAGCAACCCGAGGGAUCCCUUGGCGGCCCAAUCCGGGUGCGCGGCAAGCGUGGUCUCUGGGGUGACUGGGCCGAGAGGGAAGCAGGUGGUGAGAUGGCUCGUGAGCAACAUCAAGGUAACGAGCCCGGGCAUGCUGUGGCUACGACUGCUGCCGUGUCUGUUUCGGCUUAG